Molecule: messenger RNA, 564 nt
Organism: Necator americanus (New World hookworm)
Lineage: Eukaryota; Metazoa; Nematoda; Chromadorea; Rhabditida; Ancylostomatidae
Exons: 1
Coding region: 1-564 (187 amino acids)
Source: RefSeq, a predicted model, not a curated record
AUGAGGGCUCUUAAACUUCAGCUCGACUACGUUCUGGCGAGGAACAUUCCUCAGUCAGAUAUCCGAAAAGAGAGAGAGCUAGAGCUGCUUGGGACGUCGCGUUCGACUCUGACCACCGUUCAGUUCUUCUCAGCUUCAAGAUACAGUUCCACAAACAAGAGAAACCGAGGAAUUCCUCUUCAACCGAAAAUUGACGUGGCAGGUCUGAAAGACGAAGAAUGCAGAACGAAAUUCCGCCAACGUGUGUCUAUUCAUGUUGGAGUAUGGAUCAGGAAGGAGCUUAGCGUUGCGGAUUCCUUCACAAAGUGCAUCCUGGACCCUGGAAGGGAAACGCUCCCGGUUCUAUUGCCGCGGAAGAAGUUUGUCUUUGCAUCUGCGGAAACAAAAUCCACGUACAAUUCUGUGUCACGCGCAGAACUGGUGACUUCAACCAGGAAAAGCGUCUUAGAAGGAAGUUGCGUUGUCGACUUCAACAAGGCCGCGAUAAUGAGUGGACGUCAAGAGCGAUGGAGUUUGAAUAGGCGUGGGAGGACAAGAACCCGUGGAAAGCCUAUGCUUUACUAA